Molecule: messenger RNA, 483 nt
Organism: Paramisgurnus dabryanus
Lineage: Eukaryota; Metazoa; Chordata; Actinopteri; Cypriniformes; Cobitidae
Source: RefSeq, a predicted model, not a curated record
AUGGAGAAAAAACUGCUAAUAUUCCAGAUCAAAAACUUAACCAAAGAAAGAGAUGAGUUAAUGAAUGAAAGAGAAGAAUUGAAGAAAUGGCUUACUGAACAAGAUCAGCGAUCUGAUAACUUGAGAUGGAUUUACUACAACUUGAGUUUUUAUUACAUUUCAUCUGAGAAGAGAAACUGGAGUGACAGCAGACGAGACUGUGAAGAGAGAGGAGCAAAUCUGCUGAUUAUAAACAACAAAGAGGAACAAGAGUUUGUGCUGAAGGCUACAGGUGGUCAAUAUUGUUAUUAUUGGAUUGGUUUGAGUAAAGUGGGAGGGGUGUGGAAAUGGGUUGAUGGCACCACAUUGACAUUCAGGUUCUGGAUGAAAGGAUACCCCAGAUCUGACAAUCAGUACUGUGCUGAAAUAUUUACAUCAGGGUGGACUGAUUAUUCAUGUGAUUUUAAUAACAGAUGGAUCUGUGAGAAGAGAAUUUUACAGUGA